Molecule: messenger RNA, 1286 nt
Organism: Aaosphaeria arxii CBS 175.79
Lineage: Eukaryota; Fungi; Ascomycota; Dothideomycetes; Pleosporales
Exons: 1
Coding region: 144-1286 (380 amino acids)
Source: RefSeq, a predicted model, not a curated record
GGCGUGACAUCUCGCAUCGCAUCACAUCGCAGGUAAGGUACAUAUGCACGACUGCGAGCGGAGAUGUGGUUCGUGUCUCCCAUCUCUGCCUCUACUCUCUCUCCAUACCAUCAUACCAUCAUAACAAUCCAUAAAUCCCCACUAUGACACCACCAAAAUCACUCCCCUCACCAACACUGACCCAGCACGCCCACGACAUAGCAAUCCAACACUUCCCCUCCCACAACCUCACCUUCUGGGCCGGCGUCCAGGGCGGCUGCAGCCACACGUUCCUCCUGACCCCCAACUCCUCAGAAGACAGCAAUGGCGAUGUGAAAGAGAAACUCGUACUGCAACUCCGCCCGCGGAUCCACGCCCUCGAUGCUAGUGUCGUAGCCGAGGCCAGUAGAGUCUACGGUGACGAUGUCGUUCCUUCAGCACGUAUCCUGCCUACCCCAAACCCCUCAGAAUAUGAGGAGGGGGAGUGGCAGGUAGUUUGCACGCCCCUCUUACCAGGGACACCGUACUCGCGGCUCCAACCCACCGUGGAUAUCCGCCCAGGAACCGCAAUGUUCGCGAGACAGGUAGGGCUGGUGGGCUGUCUUGCUAGGUUUAUCGGGCGCGCUUGGACGUCUCGGCCUCGUUCGAGGGGGAGGGGGAGGGCGGACUCGCCGUUCGAUGACUCUACUUCCACUUCCCCUACCACCUACGAUGCCGGAUGUGAGGGUGGGAGGGGGCAGAUGAAGGGGAAAGUCGGGGGCGUGAUUCGCGCCAAACUUCGUCGUUUGGCGGAGGAGUUGGAGGGUGUGGAGAUGAGGGCGCGGGCGGGGGGUGUGAGGAGGGAUUAUGAGGGUAUCAUGGACUGUGAUGAUGGGUGGCCGGUAGUGCUGACGCAUGGGGAUUUGAUUGCUUCGAACAUCCUCAUCGCUGAUUCAAAUUCAGAUAGGAGGGAAGAAGAGGAGAUAGAGGAGGCCAGGAUAACGGGGGUUGUGGAUUGGGCGGAGGCGGAGUGGUUGCCGUUCGGGGUGUGUUUGUACGCUGUUGAACAGUUCCUUGGGUUUCUUGACGCGGAGGCGAAUGUGUGGAGGUACUAUGCUUGUGCGGGGGAGCUUAGGAGGGUGUUUUAUGAGGUAUUAUGUGAGGAGGUGCCGGAGUUGAAGGGGAGGUUGUGGGAGUUGGGUGUCAUGGGGGAUGUGGGUGUUUUGCUAUGGUACGGGUAUGCAUGGGAUGGGGGCAGGAUUGAUAGAGUUGUCAAUUCAGUGGAUGAUGGAGUCGAGGUGGAGUGCCUGCGUGCGUGGCUGUCGUGA